Messenger RNA from Panicum virgatum (switchgrass), 5051 nucleotides. Its product is annotated as probable xyloglucan endotransglucosylase/hydrolase protein 12. The transcript has 4 exons. Bases 3976 to 4857 code for a protein of 293 amino acids. The record is from RefSeq and is a predicted model, not a curated record. Gene Ontology annotation, cellular component: apoplast; cell wall. Lineage: Eukaryota; Viridiplantae; Streptophyta; Magnoliopsida; Poales; Poaceae. Gene Ontology annotation, molecular function: xyloglucan:xyloglucosyl transferase activity; hydrolase activity, hydrolyzing O-glycosyl compounds. Gene Ontology annotation, biological process: xyloglucan metabolic process; cell wall biogenesis.
GUGGGUGUGACCCCCUCCUCUCCCCCUCUCUCUCUCGAUUCCCCUCACUCCCCUUUCUUUCUCUCUUCAUCCCUCUUCUCCAACAUCAUUCGAUUUUGAUUCAAUCUUGUUUCUCCCGUGCUGAAUUUUGCUUUGGUUUUCCCGUGAUCUGUUCUUGUGUGCAGGGAGAGGCCUGGUUGGGCGCCCCCUUCCUCCUUUCUGGUCUUGCGCGAGUGGCCUGGGCGAGCUGGUGGUGCAGGGUUCUCGGAGCGCACAGGGGACCAGCACUUGGUGCAGCUGCUGAGGCGCACGCUUCCGCCGGCAGCGAUGGCGGUCGGAGUGCCGACUGCCGAGCGCGCGGCGGCGCCAGGCUCGGGAGCGGCAGCCUGCGCUCGUGGCGCUCGCGAGCCAGGCCGGUCGAGCUGGCAGGCCGGUGCGCUUGUGGGCCGUGCGCACAGGAAGGGCUGACAGGCCGCCCGGUUUGCACGUGUUGCAAGCAGGCUGGUGCAAACAGCCAGCCCACACGCGGCCCAAGGGCAGUUUGCCCACGCACGCUGGUGGCAGCCCAUCACAGUAACACCGAGAAAGCACAGUGAGCUCUAUUUCAUUUCUCUCAUAUUUAUCUUUUUACUGCUAGCUUGUCUUAGAGUGCCUUUAGUAGGGCUUUUGAAUCUGCUUUUGUUUUUGCAAAAGCUAAAAUCCAACCAAAAGACUCAAAAGCUGUUUUUACUCUAGUACAAAGUGGAAGCACCUCCAUCCCCUGCUUUCACAUGCUUUUUGAUCAAAUAUUUACCCACCUGUCAUUGAUUAUGAUGCAGACCGGUUCGGGUUCUUUCUUUUCGGUUGUAGUCCCCUCUCUCUCCCUCUCUCUCACGACCAUCGGCGCGUGCUCCCCGGCACCGCUCGGCCUGUGCCGCCAUGAGCUCGCCCCGCCGCGAGGCCACUCUGCCACGCGACCACCUCGCCGCCGCUGCCAUGCGCUCACUCCGGCGCCGCCACUCCGCCACCCAGCCACUCCGUCGCCGCCGCGAGCUCGACCCACCGGCGCCGCGAGCUAGCCGCUCCUCUGCUAUCGGGAGACCACUCCGCCGCAGCCUCGAGCUCGCCUUGCCGGCGUAGCGAGGCCACCCUGCCGCCGCAAGCUCGAUCCUCCGCCGCCGCAAGCUCGCCUCGUCGGCGACGCGAGGCCACCCCCCUCCAGACGUUGUGAGGCCACCCAACCGCCGCGAGGCCACCCAGCCGCUACCAUGAGGCCACCCUACCGCCGCUUGAUCCCCGGCUUCCCUUCGGUGACGCCUCUCCCCAAUCGGGCAACGCCUCUCCCAAUCCGGCGGCGUACGGCGGCCCCGCGGGUGGGCAGGCUCGCGAGGGAGGGCAAGCUCAAGCUCUUCGCCAUCGCCAUGAGGCCACCUUGCCGCCGCUUGCUCCCCGGCUUCCCUCCGGCGACGCCCCCUCCCCAAUCCGGAGGCGCCCCUCCCAAUUCGGCGGCGUACGGCGGCCCCGCAGGUGGGCAGGCUCGCACGGGAUGGCAAGCUCAAAGUCCGCGCCGUCGCCCUGAGGGCGAGCUCCGGCUUGCCAGUCCCGGCGUGCCAUCCAUGGUGAGAGAAAGGAAGAAGAUUGGUGAGAGGGAGGAAGAAGGGUUGACGCUCGGGGUUCACUUGUCAGUGAGUGGGAGAGACCGUCGAGUGGUCAGGAAUGUGUAUGACACGUAGGGUCUGCAAAGCAAUUUUUCAAAAGCCACAGCCAAUUCACCAAACGGUCUUCUGCUUUUCCAACAGCUACUUUUUUACAGCUGCUUCUCCACAGCCCACAGCUCACAGCAGCUUUUUCAAAAACCAGAACUCAACCAAACACACCUUUAGUCAGUUAAUUAGUACUUCCUGCCACUAAUAUGUUAAUUAGUUUAGUUUGCAUGCUGUUUUAUGUUAAUUAGUUUAGUUCCUGCUAUUUGCUUUUAGACCCUUGCAUGCUUAGUUAGCUAGUUUUAAUUAGCUUUUGUUAGGGCUAAGUAAAAAGGAAUAACAAAACAAAAAUUAGUUUCUUUUGUAUUCGUGCUAGUUAAAUUUAUUCCCUGUCGAUCUUGCUUUUGAUUUACCUGUGCUCUAACCCCUGUCUAUCGAGUUGUUGAGGUGUUUGGCUUUCCGCAGUUUUACUUUGAUUUUCAGUCGUGCAUCUGUGCACGUGAGUUUUUGUUCGAGCUUUUCUUUGUCGAGCUUCUGCGUGUGUGUAACGACUUCAUUGUGUGGGUAUUCCUAGUACUAAUAGCCAUCCUGAGCUAUGCGGUACUAAUACUUAUUUCUCUGAUUUUUCAAAAUCAGAUUUGAGGCUCCCAUUCACUGCCUUUUGGUCGCGAUCCUUCAGUCUUUCUGCUACAGUUCAUCACUACUCUUCCCGCUCUCCUCAUCAGCUCACUCGAGCUCUUUCUACCCUCCUCCUCAGCUCCACCAUCAGCAGCAGCACUCUACAUCCUCUAUCACAAGUCCCAGCGCUCAUCUGCACUCGAUCCGCAGCUCUGUCUGCGAGUGAAACCCCACCGAGACCGGCCUCUUCCUGUUACUACCACUCUCACAGGCUGUUCGUGUUCAUGACAACAGCAGCAGCAGUGUCACUCCUCAUCCUCCUACCGAGAUCCCAACAGUCCGCAUCCGAAUCUCUUAUCUUUGCAUUUUAGAUAGUUGAUUGAGGCUUGGUGCGCGAUGGCAAGUUAUCUAGUUCCAAAAGUUUUUGUUUCGAUAUUUUUUUAGAAAAUUGACAGAAUCACUACAAUAUAAAUGAGAAAAACAAUCACAAGUAACAUGAUUAAAAUCAGAAAGGGAAAAAUACCCAAGAAUCCUCAAUGUUUUGAUCAAAUUCCAGGAGAGUGAGAUGUCUUUAUACACAAUCAAAUAUAUAUUAACAAAAUCCAUCAGGGUAAUAUCAUGACCAGAUACCCUUUCUCCAACAGUCUCAAAUUUCAUACAAAUGUAAAAAAAAAACAUCACCAAACAACUCUUUAGUUGUUCAUACCGGCAAAUUUUGUUUAUUUAAUCUAAUGCAAUGGCCAAAAAUAAAUAUACGGAGUUACUAUAGUAGUGUACAAUAGCUUGAAAAUUUAACUAGCCUUUUAUGUUGAAUUUGGUCAUCUUGUUCUUUUGCGUGGCUAGUCGCGCAUUAUAUUGGAAUGCUGAUGAUGGCGAGUAGCCAUUUCCCCAAGUUUUCUUUGGUGAUUUUGUUUCAAUUUCAUUUAUUUAUUUGAAAACUGACAGAACCUUUUUGUAAACAAUUGCACCAUAUAUAGGUCAAGCAGAUUAUUAAACAAUACAAGCACUUAACUAAGCCCGUCAUCUCAUACAUGACGUUGUCUCUUGUGUGUUUUCGUUCCCAUGGUAUGAAUUGCCUCCAGUGCGCACAAUGAUUCCUGCCGGGUGCCAGAUGUUGGAGAACAAUGAUGCACGCCGCUGGAACUGAGAAAAGUAUGAUGGAUCGAUGCCAAGACGUCCGGCGCAAGUAUGCCCAGGAUGUCAGGCACGUUGCUUGCCAAAGUGAGACCUUCGUGUGUCGGUCCUGGCGCUUACGUGUCCAUGGCACUUGCAGCUUUGCCUUUUCUUUUCUUUUUUUCUCCCUCUCCUGGUCGAUCGAUCAUUCCACACGGCUCCAUCGAUGCUUCUCCUGUGCUACUACGUGCGUGCGUGACAACUUAAAUUUGAAAGAUGGAUUGGUUGUAUUUAUUAUGUGGCCUACCAUGGAUCAACGGCUACAAAUUAAACAAGUCGAGCCCAAGCAUCAUUGACAAAGUUAAAAUACCAUCAAGAGAUCAAGUGAAGUGCAUGUGACCUGGAUGUCUGUCUCGAGACACUAUAUAUAACUGUCCCCCUGGUUCACCACUUCGACCAUCGAAGCCAUAGUAGGAGAGAAAAGGAAAAAGGCAGCUAGUGACAGAAUCCGACAUAGACUUGCUUGGCUGAUCGAGCUGAUCAGCGAGAGCUCAAGAAGGCUUCCAGAGCUGAUUCCAAUAGAAUGGUCAUGGGAAAGCACGGAGCGGCGGCAUUGCUUGCGGCGGUCCUGGCGGCGUCUGCGCUUGUUGGCCUCGCCGCCGCCGGCAACUUCUACGAGGAGUGCGACGCGACGUGGGAGCCCCAGAACUGCUGGGCCUACGACGAUGGCAACAGGCUCUCCCUCGCCCUCGUCAGCAACUCAUCAGGCUCCAUGAUCCGGUCGAAGAAGCAGUUCCUCUACGGGACUGUGUCGACCAUGAUCCAGCUUGUCCCGGGCGACUCUGCCGGCACCGUCACAACCUACUACACGUCCUCGCUCGGCGACAACCACGACGAGAUCGACUACGAGUUCCUGGGCAACGUGACCGGGCAGCCCUACACCAUCCACACCAACGUCUACGCCGACGGCGUCGGCAACAAGGAGAUGCAGUUCAAGCCCUGGUUCGACCCCACCGCCGACUACCACAACUACACCAUCUCCUGGGCUCCCUGCUUGAUCGUGUGGUACAUCGACGGCGUCCCCAUCCGUGCGUUCCGCAACUACGAGGCGAGCCACGGCGUGGCGUUCCCGACGAGCCAGCCGAUGUACGCCUACUCCAGCAUCUGGGCGGCCGAGGACUGGGCCACGCAGGGCGGCCGCGUCAAGGCCGACUGGUCCAAGGCGCCCUUCGUCGCCAGCUACCACGGCAUCGACCUCGACGUCUGCGAGUGCUACGGCGGCGGCUGCGUCGCCGGCUGCGCGGCGGCGUUCGGCGGCUCGGGGCGCUACUGCAGCCUGAGCGGCGCGCAGGUGGGGAAGAUGCAGUGGGUGCAGGGCAACUACAGGAUCUACGACUACUGCGCCGACCCCAAGCGCUGGAUCAACGGCCAGAAGCCGGUCGAGUGCGAUCUGCCACAGUACUGAUGAUCAACACCUAAGAGCCUGAUCAAGGAACAUUAUUUGUAAUCAAGAGAGAACCAUACAAUAGUGUGACAGCAUAUAUAUCCUCCCUUUGAGUUUCAACUUACUUGUAUUGGUCGUCUUGUGCUUUUGGUUUACUCUUGUAUCGUCAUAUAUAUGAAAUUUCGGGAAUAAUAAUUAAUUUAUUUUUUAUUUUA